AGCUGGCUCAAGGCUUGGACACGGAUAAAAUCAACCCUUACAUAGAGAAAUGCUUUGGAUUGAAGAAACCGCUGAUUACCGUGCUUCGUUUGUUGUGUGCUCAGUGUUUACAAAUAACGGUUUUAAACCGAAGAUGUUGGAGUUCUACUAUCGGGAAAUCCUACAGACAUAUGGCUUUGAGCAUACGUACAGGACGCUUUCUACAUUGGAAACUGCUGGCUUGCUAAGAGCGCAGACGCAGCCGUCUCGAUCUUACAAUCAAUUGCGCAAGUCAAUGAAGCUUGUCGUGGAAGAUGUCCAAGAGCAGAACCCAAACGACAUCGCAUACGUCUUUUCAGGAUACGCGCCGCUCACUGUCCGGCUGGCGCAGUUUCUGGCGCGGCCGCAGGGCUGGAGAGGACUUGAAGAGGUAAACAGACGCGUGAUUGUACAAAUUUCUUUGUUUUUAGAAUGCAAUAUGUGGACCAUUGCCAGAGACUAAUCCCUUACGCGGGAUGCCAGAUGAGAGCAAAGAAAAGCCCGUGGAAAAC
Pocillopora damicornis (cauliflower coral) is the source of this 530-nucleotide messenger RNA. RefSeq names its product vacuolar protein sorting-associated protein 33A. The record is from RefSeq and is a predicted model, not a curated record. Gene Ontology annotation, biological process: vesicle-mediated transport. Lineage: Eukaryota; Metazoa; Cnidaria; Anthozoa; Scleractinia; Pocilloporidae.